AUGGCUGAAUCCAAGAAUAAUCGAGAUAAAAAGAAAAGUCAUCAACGAAAACCUUAUUCCAAUAGAACGGUGUUAUUUGUUGUAGUUCUUCCGAUUAUCGCAAUUAUUUUGCUCUUCCAGGUUUUUACAAGUAAAAUUUUUGAGGAAAUUGGCCUUCCAGCCGAAUGCCUUGCAACAGCAAAUAUUAUUCAAAACAGAAAAUUUGACUUGAAUGAUAGAAUUAUUGAUACGAGACUUCGUGAUUUUGGGAAAAAAUCACAAGAAACAGACGAUUCAUUACGAAACUUGUACAUGAAAAGUUCAUCCGUGCUCACGAAAAUUGAAGAUUCUAAAUCAUGGUUUCAAUAUACGAAAAUUUCAAAAACAAAAAUUGAAGAGUUUAGACGUAACGUGCAAUAUUUUGGGGAAAGAUUAAAUCAUUUCAUAACAAAUAUUGAGGAAUUAAUGGAAGACCUACGUUUGGUAAAUAAAAGCCCCGAAGAUUUUGGAAAGGAUUUAUUAAAUUUACAUACUACAGCUCUUCAAAUGAAAAUAAUUUUAAAUUUUUAUGGCAAAUCAUUUGCCAACGACUUUAUCAAUGAUGAUAAAUUUGUAGGACUUAUCAAAGAUUUUUAUUACGAGUUUAAUAAGAAAGUAAAUCCUAUACAAAAAGCCUUUAUUCGAAAUUUGGCUGAUACAAUCAAUAACGGUCUUGGAGAGAUUAAUAAUCUUGAUAUAUCAACUGAGGAUGCAAUCACAGAACAUACGGCAGGCAUAUCAUAG
Molecule: messenger RNA, 762 nt
Organism: Funneliformis geosporum
Lineage: Eukaryota; Fungi; Glomeromycota; Glomeromycetes; Glomerales; Glomeraceae
Source: the annotation of a GenBank genome assembly